AUGCCUCACUUCCGGGAGUCAUCUUCAAGCUCGUCGACCACGGGUAUCGAUCUCGAUCCACAUAAUUCCAAUCAACGCAUCGUGAGCGACGAUGAAUAUGCAGCUCUUUCGCCAGACGAGCCACUAUUGAGCGAGCAGCUUGAGCCUAUCGCAGUUGUGGGAAUGGGCAAGUUCUAUCGCUUCCUCGAUAUGCGCCUGUGUUGCUGA
This is a messenger RNA of Fusarium odoratissimum NRRL 54006, 207 nucleotides long. RefSeq lists its product as uncharacterized. The transcript has a single exon. The coding region runs from base 1 to 207 and encodes 68 amino acids. The record is from RefSeq and is a predicted model, not a curated record. Lineage: Eukaryota; Fungi; Ascomycota; Sordariomycetes; Hypocreales; Nectriaceae.